Caretta caretta (loggerhead turtle) is the source of this 1273-nucleotide messenger RNA. Its product is annotated as sulfotransferase 2B1-like. Lineage: Eukaryota; Metazoa; Chordata; Testudines; Cheloniidae. The record is from RefSeq and is a predicted model, not a curated record. Gene Ontology annotation, molecular function: sulfotransferase activity.
GAAGGGUUAAUGCCAGGGCCAGGGUGGGGCCUGGAGGAGGCUGGGCCAGAGCUCGGGACAGAGGCAGCCCAGACCUGCCGGAACUGGGCCUUGCCAUGGCACGUGAAUACUUCACCCACAAGGGGUUGCUGUUCCCAUGUCUGAAUUACUCCCCCGAGGCGCUGAGCUACGUGGAGAAUGAAUUCCAGGUGCGGGACGAUGACAUCUUCAAUGUCACCUACCCCAAGUCAGGCACUAACUGGAUGCUGGAGAUUCUGAGUCUGAUCCAUUGUGACGGGGACCCCGGCUGGGUGCGCAGCGUGCUGAACUGGGAGCGGUCGCCCUGGGUGGACAAUCAGAAUGGGCUGAAGGCUGCCCUGAAAUACCCCCCACCCCGGCUGCUUUGCUCCCAUCUCCCCGUGCAGCUCUUCCCCAAGUCCCUGCAGCGCUCCAAGGCCAAAAUCAUCUACACCCUGCGCUGCCCCAAGGACGUCCUGGUCUCGCUCUACCACUUCUCCAAGCUGCUGCGCCUGUUCAAGGACCCUGGCUCACUGGACUCCUUCCUCGAGGACUUCCUGAGCGGGAAUGUGGCCUAUGGCUCCUGGUUCGACCACGUCACCGGCUGGAUGGGGCUGAAGGGGAACGAGAACUUCUUCCCCAUCACCUACGAGGAGCUGCAGCAGGAUCCAUUGGGCAGCGUGCGGAGAAUCUGCCACUUCCUGGGGAAGGAGCUGAGUGAGGAGCAAGUGGCCGCUGUGGUGGAGAACGCCUCCUUCCAGAGCAUGAAGGGGAACAAAAUGUCCAACUUCUCCCAGGUGGAGGACCAGUACAUGGACCACCAGAAGGGGGAGUUCUUGAGGAAAGGGAUCUGCGGCGACUGGAGGAACCAUCUCUCGGAGGCGCAGAGCCAACGAUUCGACACCGUUUACCGGGAGCGGAUGCAGGGUCUGGCCAUGACCUUCCCCUGGGACUGACGGCCCUGCGCCCGCCACGUCUGUGCCCGCAAGACACCAGCCCCGCGCCACCCACGUGCUGCUGUGCUUAGUGUGCCCUGGGAGAUGCCCCCUGGGGCAGCGUCAUUAGUGCAUCUGCAAUAGGCAGAGCCGGCUGGGCCUGUGUCCAGCAGAGGCCAGUGCGCACACGGCAGGGCUCAUCUGAGGUGUAUUUAAAGAGAGCAUGGCAUGGGAGUUGAGCCUCGGUGCGUCAAGGAGCAGCCUGCUCUGUCUCUCUCUAGUUUGGGUUCCUGUGCGUCAGGCCUCUGGAUUCUAAGAAAUAAAACCAGGUGACGUGGCAA